This is a messenger RNA of Dibothriocephalus latus, 633 nucleotides long. Lineage: Eukaryota; Metazoa; Platyhelminthes; Cestoda; Diphyllobothriidea; Diphyllobothriidae. The record is from the annotation of a GenBank genome assembly.
AUGUGUUGCGCGAUUAAAGCUGUGCUCAAGUUCGUUAUUUCCACAAUCAAUGUCAUUUUGGGGAUUGCAUUCCUUCUUGUUGCGCUAUUUGGAGUUCUUCUGAAGACGCCUGUAGGCGAGCAAAUCCUCAACACUGCACUCACACAUGUGGGGGAAAUUGAUAAUGAAGAAGCCAAGGCGCUGGCUGAUUUCGUUCUGGCUAGUCCAGGCAGCGCCUCUGUUAUACUCAUUGCCGUUGGCUUGGUUAUGGCCGCUGUUUGCUUUGUUGGUGCCUUUGCUUCCUGCUGUGGUUGUGGACUGCUUCUUAAGAUUUAUGCGAUCAUUCUCGCCAUCUUGCUCCUUGCGCAAAUUAUCGUUUUGGCAAUUCUCGCUGCAAAACCUGAAACGCAUAAAGAGGAGACAUGUUGCGGCAUAAAUGGGGUUAACGAUUUCAAAACCAUCACGAGUUUCACAAAGCCUCCUGCACCCUGCUGUCCAGAAGGAAAGACAGACUGUACUUUCGAAGAAGCAAGCAAGGAAGGUGUAGCCGUACCAGGCUGUGAUGAGAAAAUUGCCAAAGCCUUCACUCGUCCCGUCAAGAUAUGUAUGGGUAUCGCCAUUGUUAUACAGGCAAGUUUAUGCUUUAUAAACUGA